AUGGACCAGAAGGCUGACGCCGCAGAAGUGUUGCAGUACUUGAAAGACUUUGUCAACCAGUGUGGCCUCCAGCCGAACAUUCACAGCGAGACACUUGUGAAGGAGGUGCACUAUGACUCCAAGUCGCGCCUGGCGCACCUGGUGGUGGCGAAGGAGUCGGUGGAAAAACGGGAAGGCCCUUACAACCUCGUGAUCUUCGCAUCCUUGAGCGGUUCUGCCAAGAUGCCGGACAUACCAAACCGUGGCUUCACCGGGAAGUUGCUGCACAGCUGUGAGCUCAAGGCCAAGACCAUGUCAGAGAUUAUCGAUGCCAAGUCGUCCGUCUUGGUCAUCGGCGCUGGCAAGUCUGGAUGCGACAUGAUCCAGGCAUUCCAAAAGGCAGCCUACGAGAACGUAAUGUGGCUGUAUCGGCAGCCAUAUUGGUUCUUCAGCUUCGAAACGUUUUUCCACGACCGGUCCUUGCUGAGCAUGCUCAGAGCAUUCCUUGCCCUGGUGUUCGUCACUUUGUCGCUGGCGUCGCCCAGCCUCUGCAUGUUUGCGCUAUGGGUGAUCGGGUAUGCGAUUAUGCCCGGAUGUUCUGGGUGGCCGAAGCAUUUCAAUGCUGUCAGGUUUCACUUUGGAAUGUUGUGUGAACGUCAGCUUUCCUUCAUCAAGAAAGUGAAGCCCGUCACCGGCGACCCCGACCACUUCCAGAAGGGAGGAGUCGUCCUGAAGUCCGGCGAGGCCAUUGACUGUGAUGUGAUCAUCUGUGCGACGGGGUACAACACGGGCCUUGACACCAUCCAGUGCAUCAAGGAUGGCAAGCCUAUCAGUGUGACUGGAUGCCCGCUGUACGAGCAUGCCAUCGUUCCGCGCUUCCCGUGCCUAAUCAGUGCGGCCACAGCCUUCUACCAUUUUGGCCCUAUUCGUGGGGUCUCACUUGCAGAGCAACUUCAUCCCAUUCAUGCGGAUGGUGAGGUUUUUUUUGGUUUAAGCUGGUUUCCUUCAGGUUUGGGCAGUCAGAGGCAUCGAGUUGAAAUCUUCAGCCCGAACCCCUGA
This is a messenger RNA of Symbiodinium natans, 1038 nucleotides long. Lineage: Eukaryota; Dinophyceae; Suessiales; Symbiodiniaceae. The record is from the annotation of a GenBank genome assembly.